Messenger RNA from Zootermopsis nevadensis, 7486 nucleotides. It is a transcript of the gene G9a, whose product is annotated as histone-lysine N-methyltransferase G9a. Gene Ontology annotation, molecular function: histone H3K9 methyltransferase activity; zinc ion binding; p53 binding. Gene Ontology annotation, cellular component: nucleus; chromatin. The record is from RefSeq and is a predicted model, not a curated record. Gene Ontology annotation, biological process: peptidyl-lysine dimethylation; negative regulation of transcription by RNA polymerase II. Lineage: Eukaryota; Metazoa; Arthropoda; Insecta; Blattodea; Termopsidae.
AAUGAAUAAAAUAACGAUUUCAGCGGUGAUAAGAGGUUUGCGGAAAGAUGUAACUAUUAAGCGACAGUCCUCAUUUAGGUUAAUUGAGCUUUAAUUAUAACAGUAUUAUUUUUCACGCAAGUAGCAGCACUAGUGUGAAUACAUUCUUUUUUAGUUAAAGUUGGUUGUGUGCAUAGUCAGACAAAACAAGGUAGAGAGUAUGCCAAACUAGAACGUGGACACACCAUUCAGCAUAUUGGUUUCAAUCAUCAAUAUUUGUAGCAGUUCAGAAACACUUUUGUGGAAGUAUUGGUACAAUUUUCGGUUUUUUAAAAUGAGCCAAGUUGACAGCAGUAAUGAUGGAAGUGAUAGCAAAAGUGAUAAAUCUACACCAUGUGUUGCCUUGGAGGUGGAACAUACAGCUGUUGGUAAAGUAGGCAUAGAUUUGAUUGAGACCAUUCUUGGUGAAAUGAAAAGCGAAUUUAAUCGAGAAGUGAAUACCAUUGAAAAUGUGAGAAAAGAUAAAGUUAGUAGAACAAGCAAAGGAAUGACUGAUGAAGAAUGCUUAUCAGUAAAGAAUGAAUCUCAGGUAUCAGAAGCUGGCAAACAAAAGCAGAGUGAAGUUAAACUAGAGAGUGAUCCGAAUAGUAAUAACCAAAGCAGUGCAGUUGUGUCUGCUGUUGGAAACACAAAAGAGAAGCAGUAUGAAGUAGUUGAUAGUGCAGAGAUCCCAAAUGUGUCUUCUAAGAAUGAUGGUUUAUCUGGCAAGGCAAGUGGUGAUCCUAAACCUCGGAUUGUAAUGACCUUAAAGGCAGAAGAUUCUAGUGAUGGGAACAGGAAAAUUAAAGCCAAAGGUACACAGGGUAGCGAAUCAAAUGGUGAAGAAGUAUGGACUUUAGUAAAUCCAGAAUUGGGAGGUGACACAGGUGGUAGUGAUACAUUUGCUGCACCUUCAACAACUGCUUCUGGUCUAACAUCAGGGAAACGUUCAUUGAGAAGCCAGAUGGCAGCUGCUGCUGCUGCUGCUGCUGCUAAGGCUACUGUCGAAGAAUCAGCAGGUGUGAAGCGUUCUGCACGACGACGCUCAAAAGACUCUCCAAGGGAAUCAGUAUUACAAAGUGCUAUUGCUCGCAAGGAGAAGUCAUUUAGUAACUUGGGCCAGGGUGAAGAUAAAAUUAGUGCUGCACGGAAUUUAAAGGUGUCAUUACAUCGCUCUCCUCGUCUUAGUCCCACUGAGAAGAACCAGGCUGCAGGGUUGACACGAACUUCAAAGUCACCUGCAAAAGCAUCACUGCCUCCAUCUAAGUCUGCAAGACUUUCUCAGCAGAAUUUACAUAAUGAUCAUAUUUCUACAAAAUCUGGUAAGUCCGAAGAUAUUGCAAGUCUGACUGCAAAUUCAGUUACCAAAUCAUCUGUAGCAGGAAAUAAGUCAUCUCACUCCUCUACAAGUAGGGCUGAAAGUGGUGUGAAAACAACAUUGAAAUCUCAGAGUCAAGUUCCGAGCAGUAAUGCUCAAACAUAUACAAAAACUGGAAAGCGUCGUUACCGUCCAUAUAAAGGUCUCAGGUACUCAUUUACUGGGAAUAAUGUUAGGAGAGCAAAGCCACCUCGUCGUCAGAUUAAGGAAUCCAAUAGUAACAGUAAUGUGGCUGGCACAGAGAAGAAAUCCUCGGAACCUGAAGAAACAAAUGAGAUGAUGGUGUUGCCUGAUAAGCAGCCUGUGACAGUUGUUCAGUCUCAGCAAGAGCAGUUAGCAUGUGCCGACCCCAUUGCCAAGAGUCAUGCUGCCGAGUUUCCCAGUGCUGAUCUCUGUGCAGGCAGUCGCAGUGGCAGCCCUGUAAUGGCUGAAGCAUGUCAGACUAUAUCGCAGAAGAGAAAACUGCAACCAGAUGAUGAUGGUGAUGGUGGUGAUGACGUGGAAGUUGUAUUUGCAGAGGAUGGGAGCAAGCGUAGCCGUCUCAACAAUGUUCCUUCUCCAAGCCCAGCAGACAGCAGUCAAGGACCCGCAAAACCUGAAUCUACUGCUAUUUCAAGUGGGGCUGGUACUGCAGCACUGUGUUGUUGUCAGACUAAGUCACAGCUGUUUGUAUCUACUCGUGGUCAGAAUGGUGCUGCCGGUGAAUUGUAUUGCCAAGCUAUUGAUACAUUGGAUGAUCGGCUGGUUGGUUGUUGUAAUGCUGUCACUGCCCAGGACACAAGGCUCUCACGACCAAGUCACAGAGUACCAUACCUGAUUUUGUGUGAUGUUCAUAUGCAGAGGUUAUUUAGACAUAACUGUUGUCCAGGCUGUGGAGUUUUUUGCACUCAGGGGAAGUUUGUACAGUGUGCAUCAGCUCACUGGUAUCACCGUGACUGCCAGCUGACAGUUGACUCAGCAUCUGCUUGUCCUCACUGUGGUCUUAAUUCUCCUAAUACAGAUGUGAUGCUCACUAUGAGGUCAGGCAAGAACCCUGUGUUCUUGCCACAGCAGAAGCCACCUAAGAAAGUGCCAUCUGCAAAGAUGACUUUCAGCACCAGCAGGGCAGGAGCAAAGACUGAAGAGAUGAUUCUGAAAGAACCAACACCUCCACUAGUGCCACCAGCAAUGCUGACUUCACAGUUUCCUUCUACAGGAUUGGACAAGGACAAGUAUUCAAUGAAAAGUUUGUAUCAAGCUGCAAAAUCUGGAAAUGCAGAAAAAUUGAUUCACAUAUUGGGAAGUGGGCUUAACCCAAAUCAUUUGUUUCGAGAAUGUUCAAUGGGUACGGCACUUCAUGCAGCGUGCUCAGGUGGACAUCUGUCUGUCGUUCACAUCCUUCUGCAAGCUGGUGCACAUUUGGAUGUUUUGGAUCGUGAUCAGAAUACUCCACUUAUGCUGGCAGCAGUGUCAAACCACAAUGAUCUCGUGAAAUAUUUAGUAAAAGCGGGCGCAAAUGUAAUUCUUAAGGGUGGUGAUGGAAUGACAGCACUUCACCUUGCUGCUAAGGCUGGCAACAUUGAGACUUGUCAGUUUCUUCUUGCUGUAGCCAAUACACCUAGGUCAUUUAUUGAUAUUGUUGAUGAUGGAGGCUGGACUCCACUUGUAUGGGCGGCCGAGCACUGUCAUGUUGAUGUUACGAGGUAUUUAUUACAGAACCGUGCUGAUCCUCUAAUUCGAGAUGCAGAACAAAACAUAGCACUGCAUUGGUCAGCCUUCUCAGGUAGUGUGGAUAUUUCUGAUAUGUUGCUCAACUAUGGCUCUGAAGUCAACAGCACCAAUGUUCAUGGUGACACACCACUUCACAUUGGAGCUCGGCAGAACAUGUACAAUUGUGUCCUAUUACUUCUGGCACGAGGAGCAAGAGUGGAUGUUAUUAAUAAAGCGGGAGACGGUCCUCUUGAAUGCUGCUUGGCUGUAAAUAAUGAUUGUUACAUAGCAAUUAACCUUAAUAUCCAACUUAAGGCUAUUGUUGCAAAUCCAAGAGAGCAGACUGAGCGAAUUCUAACAAAUGACAUUUCACGUGGGCAGGAACAAAAUCCAAUCCAAUGUGUGAAUGUGGAGGAUGAUGAGGGUGAACCUACUGACUUUGUGUAUGUGAGUGAGAAUUGUUUUACAUCCAACAUCAGUGUGGACCGUACCAUCACCUCUCUUCAGUCCUGUAAAUGCUUAGACAUGUGUUCCACUGUGAACUGCCACUGUGGGAACAUCAGUCUGCAGUGUUGGUAUGAUGACCAAGGACGGCUUCUGCCUGACUUCAACUAUGCUGAUCCACCAAUGCUGUUUGAGUGUAACCAAGGUUGUUCAUGUAAUCGAGUAACUUGUAAUAACCGAGUGGUACAACAUGGGUUGACAGCGCGGUUUCAACUAUUCCGCACCAAAGUUAAAGGCUGGGGUGUACGAACUCUUCGCCCCAUCAGUAAGGGCACGUAUGUCUGCGAGUAUAUUGGUGAAAUCAUCUCAGACUGUGAAGCUGAUCAUAGGGAAGACGAUUCAUAUCUCUUUGAUCUAGAUAACAGAGAUGGUGAAACAUACUGCAUUGAUGCAAGGCACUAUGGCAAUGUGGCACGCUUCAUUAAUCACAUGUGUGUACCAAACCUGCUGCCAGUGCGAGUAUUCAUUGAACAUCAGGAUCUCCACUUUCCACGCAUUGCCUUCUUUGCAAACCGAGAUAUUGAAGCCGACGAGGAGCUAGGUUUUGACUAUGGUGAGAAAUUCUGGAUCAUCAAGUGCAAGUCUUUCACCUGUACAUGUGGUGCAGAAACGUGCCGAUACUCGGAGACAACUAUCAAGCAGACGCUGGAUAACUACAACAAGCGACUGCUCCAGGAUGAACUCCUACUGCAGCAGAGUGAACUGCAGUUGCUUUAAAAGUGCACAUCUCCUUCAUGUGUGCUGCAGGACUGGCUUCUACUCAGGGAGAACUGUGUGUCUGAAUGAGUAUGUGAAGUUGCAGGUGAAAUAAAUUAACUUUAUUUAUGUUAGACCAGCUUUAGUUGAUCGGCUGUCAAAAUUUUCUACUCCUUUACUAACAUCACAGUAGUAUACAAGGCACUGUCACCCCUUAUUUUGAUUUCUCAGGAAACUGAUCACUUUUACUUAUUGACUUGUGAAGUACAUUUGAAAAGUGUAGAAUGGGGAUGUUGAACCUUUUCAGUCUUUUAACAUUGAACAUAUAUCAUGAUUUUUUAUCAAAUGAUGUUAUUAUAAUCACUAAAAUUUAUAGUAAAACAGUCCUUAGUGGCAUGUUAAUCCAUAAAAUAUGCAUGAUUGCCAGUUACUGACUCUGAGAGUUGAGUAAAUGUCUGUGACGUAUGCAGCCUGGGAAGUCGUUCUGGUUUACUAGCUGACCAAAAAAUGUUGUGCUUAUUCUGAGCUGAUGUAAAGUUUAUGUAACAUUAUUACUAUUAUAUAAUAAUAAUUGUAAUGAUUAUUAUAAUAAUAACAAACAGCAAAUGAAUAAUGAUAUUGUGAAAAUUGGAGCAGCAGACAGCAACAAAGUCAUGUGAGAAAUAUCUUUGUACUAAAGACCAAUGUUCUCCACUCAGAAAUAUGACAGUUGCAUAUGUGCAUAUCACUUGCUGCUCACGUCAUGAGUAUUUGUUUAACUUGCAUGUACAGUAUUUGCCAUUGCUGCUGUAGAACACGUAGAACGUGCAGGUGGGAGUGCUUCAUUAUUUUGAAAAUAGAUAGAACAGUGCCCCAAAAUUAAUUUUGGCUGUAUUUUAAAAAACAAUAUGUUUGGUAAUACUUUUUUUCUAUACAGAAUCACAGAAAUUUCCUGGACAUCAGAAAAUAGAUUUAAUGUUAAUAUUUCAUCAUGUAUAAGGGUAUAUAAUCAUAUAUCAGACAUGAGUUUUCUUAGAAUGAGUUUUAUUUCUCUGGCCAGGCAUGUGUGCAGGGAUCUUUAAAUUUAAACAGCUACAAUUAUGGUUUUAUGUAAUUAUAUACGUUAAAACGUUUUUUACAGGGCAGAAGAAUCAUAAUUUAAAAGCAAGAAGUUGUAAAAGUUUUCAGAAUGUUUAAAAAAAUACAUUUGCAUUUAUUUGGUGUAUGCCAUCUUAACGUUGUAUUCUUUGGUCGAUAAGAACGUCAGAAUACAACUAUUAGGACCUUGGUUUUAUAAGCAUAUUUUCAUAUUGCCAUCUUUUUUCUGGAAUAUAUUGCUUGUUCCAAAAGUUUGGAAUACUCCAUUAAAUUAUAUACAGGGACUUCCUUGUGUUGGUGAAUUUCUUAGCAUAUUGCCAUUGGCAAGCAAACUUUCUAGUAAAAUAUCAAAAGCUCACAAAUUAAUUUAACCAGCAACAGCAGGUACUAGUUUAUAUUGAAUAUACGUUAAGGUCAUUAUUUAAUGUUUCCCUCAGUAUAAUAGAUAAGUACUAUACUCAGAAAAAUUUUGAGUAGGGAAUACUCACUGACAUGUUUCAGAAGGGGUGUAGAAAGUGAAUACUAAUCUUUCAAGGCUAGGUUUGUUUCAGAGAUUCUGCACUGCUGAGUUGGGUGUUUGCUGCACUUUUUGAAAAAGUAAUAUUGAUUCCAGACAGGAAUUUUAAGGAUGAUUUACUUUAAUUUACAAUAAAUUUAACAGAGAAACAACUUCUUUUGCAUAUCUGUAGUCUGUGAAACAUUUAAACAGUGCACAGUAUAACAUUGCAGUCUCAUUUUCUGUUCUCUCCAGAUUUUAAACCCCAUUAUCUAUACAAUAGUAAUUUGUUGUUUAAAUUAAAUCAGAUUUUAAAAUGAUAAAAGUUCAAACUUUUUAAAAUGUGUUUGUGUGUAUUUAUAAUAUACAUUUUUGUAACAUGUUUUAGACAUUUUAUGGACACACAAAUGAGUAUGUUCUUCUAUAAACAUGAUAUAACGAAGUAGGCAACAUUAUUUAUUUUGUAAAUCUUCUUGAUGUAAAUUAUAUUUUUAACCUGUUUACUAAUUAAGUACCUAUUGCUUUUGUGUAAACAGUGGAAUAAUUGUGUGGGGACUUUGAUAUAUAUAUAUAGAGUUGGAUUAUUUGGCAUGUAUGCUUGUGACACAGCAUGCCCUUUCACCUAUGCAUUGGUCAUCACAUUUCCUAGUCCUAACAUCGCAGCUGCCAGAUAUCCUCCUGUAUUUGCAGUUUCACGUAUCUUGUCUAUGAUAAUUUUUAUUCUGUAAUGAGUUGUUGCUAUGGAAAGGCAGAAGAACAAGGAUCAUUUAUAUAAUCAGUGCUGCUAAGUUAAAUUUUUGUGCUGUUAUACAUUAGGGAUCACAAACUUGCAUUUCAAAGACUGCAUAUAAUAGAUUCCACAUUAUUUUUAUGCAUUACUCGCCACACAAAAUUUUGUGCUAGUGCUAUAUGGAUUUGUGGAUGGAUUAAUGUGUUUAUCAUGAAAUUAUGUUGCUGUCAUUUUGAGUGACCCUUGUCAGUGUGGUCUUCUCAUGAAAAAGUUGGAGAAUCAUACAUUAAUGUUGGUAAUAUGACUGAGUUGAAGCAAGUGUUUCAGGUUCAAUGAACAUUUCCUGCCUUUUCAUUAUUGGACAUGAUAUUAAUAUCAGAAUCAAAUUUAAAUGGUUAUGUGUAAUGGGUGUUGAGGGAAGUAUAGUUUUUGAAAUACUUUUGAUUAUUUGAUCACUGUGGUGACCUGUGGGGUGGAUGGAUGAAAUGGAUAUGUUGUUGGCUGGAUGUGUGGAUAAGUAGAUGUUGCUUUCUUGCCUUGUGAAAUUUUAUAUUUUAUGAAACCAUUAACCCGUUGUAGGAUAUGAAAUUUGUAUGGUGGUCAGUCCAAAGAUGGCUGUAUUCUGGGUUGUGGCACUGUAUAGUCUGGUAGAAGAUUGCCAGUGUUUCAUAGUGGUUUCCAUGAAGGAAAUUAGUGAGAAUGAGAGGUUUUCAUAACAGUGUUUAUAUUCUGGUUGAAAUCUUGGAGUUCUAAUACUAGUUUUGUAACGCACUUUCAGAUUUGCUACUUAUUAUCAUCUUCCACCUUUUCAUGCUUCAGAUCAUGAUGUAGUGCAGAGUUGCUCAAAAGUACUGACUGCAAAGGUAUUUAAUGUUGUCUGCAGUGAUGUUCUCAUAUU